Molecule: messenger RNA, 2157 nt
Organism: Rhinichthys klamathensis goyatoka
Lineage: Eukaryota; Metazoa; Chordata; Actinopteri; Cypriniformes; Leuciscidae
Gene: slc2a13b
Product: solute carrier family 2 member 13b
Exons: 11
Coding region: 176-1990 (604 amino acids)
Biological process (GO): transmembrane transport
Cellular component (GO): membrane
Molecular function (GO): myo-inositol:proton symporter activity
Source: RefSeq, a predicted model, not a curated record
GUCAUGUUAGCAGCUGCUGUGGUCCUCGCGCUGCGUUAUGAAUCAUAUGACUGCAAGAAUUCACAAACUUCCUGUUCGAGAGCACAAGUGAAAGCAAGAAACCCGAGUCUCAUAUUAAAGCGAAUGGCACCCAGAAAAGCGUCUUGCUGGAGACAAUGUGCAUAAUCUCUAGAGAAUGGAGGAGCUGAUAGGAGACAGGAGAGUUGAGGACGAAAGGAGUUUGAUAAAAACGCCAUCCAAUGUCCAAACCAACUACCAAGACAAUGACGUGCCCACACCCACAGAUCAGAUCCAGCACGCCACCACGCCAUGUUUCGUGUACACCCUGGCUUUCUUCUCGGCUCUGGGUGGAUUCCUGUUUGGCUAUGACACAGGAGUGGUGUCUGGAGCCAUGCUUCUGCUGAAGAGAGAGAUGAACCUGAGCUCUCUGUGGCAGGAGCUUCUGGUCUCCAUCACUGUUGGCGCCGCGGCUGUUUCCGCUCUGGCUGGAGGGUUUCUCAACGGGCUUUUCGGCCGGAGAAUCUGCAUUCUGCUCGCUAGCUUCAUCUUCUCUGCUGGAGGAAUCCUCCUGAGUGUCGCACACAGCAAAGAGGUUCUUCUGUGUGGAAGGCUCACGGUUGGCCUUGGCAUAGGAAUUGCAUCCAUGACUGUGCCCGUGUACAUCGCUGAGGUGUCCCCUUCUCAUCUCCGAGGUCAGCUGGUCACCAUUAACACUCUGUUUAUCACUGGUGGGCAGUUCGUAGCCAGCGUGGUGGACGGGCUCUUUAGCUACCUGCCCCAUGAUGGCUGGAGAUAUAUGUUGGGUUUGUCUGUUGUUCCCGCCGUCCUGCAGUUCACGGGGUUCCUCUUCCUCCCCGAGAGUCCUCGCUGGCUCCUGCAGAACGGAGAGACCCAGAAGGCUCGGCUGGUGCUCCGGCGGAUCCGCGGAGGAGUUGAUGCGGAGGAAGAGUAUGAGAGCAUACGGAGGAGCAUUGAGGAGGAGAGGAAUGAAUCUUCUGGUGGUCCGGUGUUGUGGCGAAUCCUAACGUACGCUCCGACACGUCGCGCGCUCAUCGUGGGAUGUGGCCUACAGAUGUUCCAGCAGCUCUCGGGAAUCAACACGGUCAUGUACUACAGUGCCACCAUUAUUCAGAUGUCUGGCGUGCGGGACGAUCACAUGGCCAUCUGGCUGGCGGCCGCCACAGCCUUCACCAACUUCAUGUUCACUCUGCUGGGCGUUUGGCUCGUGGAGAGGGUGGGCCGCAGGAAGCUGACUCUAGGAAGCAUACUAGGAACUGCUGUGAGUCUGAUGGUUCUCGCUGCUGGUUUUCUGCUCUCGGCUCAGGCGUCUCCACCCGUGACCUUUCACCCUACUGACUCCCUCCACAACUCCACAUGCAUUCAUUAUGGGUUCUGUGAAUCCUGCAUGCUGGAUCCAACUUGUGGUUUCUGCUACGGUGUGAACGGCACAUCAGUGGUCGAGUCCUCGUGUGUGUCUGUAUCUGCGGCCAACACUGAGACCUCUGCAGCGGGCAGGUGUUCUAACGGCACACAGGAGAGCGCAGGACUAUUCUGGGCCUAUAACUACUGCCCAACGUCAUACUCCUGGAUCGUUCUGCUGGGUCUCGUCCUGUAUCUGGCCUUCUUUGCCCCAGGAAUGGGUCCGAUGCCCUGGACGGUGAACUCUGAGAUCUACCCGCUGUGGGCUCGUAGUACUGGGAACGCCUGCUCUGCCGGGGUCAACUGGAUCUGUAACGUCCUUGUGUCUCUGACCUUUCUCCAUGUGGCCCAGUACCUCACGUACUACGGCGCGUUCUUCCUGUACUCCAGUCUGGCAGUGCUGGGCUUUGUGUUUGUGCUGGGCUGUCUGCCGGAGACCAAGGGUCUGCGCCUGGAGGAGAUCGAGUCUCGGUUCGCCCGACGACUCUGCAGCUGUGGAGCCAGCGGGAGUCAGGGCGGUCACUACAUCAGGGUAACGGGAGAAAGCGGAGACGUCACGGAUGAUGACUAGAUUCUGCUCUGUCUUUCCUCGUGCUGUGGUUCUCAUUCCAGAGAUUCAACAGUCUAGUUGACUCACACAGAACUGAUUCAGUUCAACUACAUUGAUUCUCCCUAAACAAAGGAGAUUUUAUCAAGAUGUUCACUGGUGGUUCUGUGGUGAUUGUAUUUGCACAUGUA